AUGGCUCCAGUGGUCUUUCCUGUUUCGUCCUCUCAUCUCUUUUCGCACAAAGUUGUAGAUUCUACGACCCGUGCCGGGCACAAUGUCUCUCAAUCCUCGCCCACAUUCUCCACCUCUUCCUCUUCCUCUUCCUUAACUCUACUCUCGAAAUCUCCAUCUCCAACUGCACUCCCUCACAUCCACGAACAUCUUUCCACAAAUGUAGUUGACGCCCCACCCACGGUUUCCGCCACAUCCUACAUCAAACUCAAUAACAAUACACAUACUUCGGUACCUACUUCCCUCCCCGAUUCGACCCGAGUUGGCAAUCCAUAUACAGUAGAAACGCAAGCACCGCAACCAAACAAUACCGGAAGGGUUAUUGGGAUAGUCAUUGGGUGUAUAAUAGGGGUAUUGAUAUUAGGCGUGAUUGGAUGGGUAUAUGUAAGGAAGGUGCAACAAAGCCAGAGAAAAAGAAGGAAGGGGAAGGGGAAAGUAAAGAAAUUGAAGGAGAAAGUGAAGGGUAAGGUUAAGGUUAAGGUUAAGAGGAGAAAACAUAGGAAGCAUAGGAAGCAUAGGAAAUCGGAAGACAAGGCAGCUGGGGAUACUGGGGGAGAAGCACCGGUUGCUGAAUCCUAG
This is a messenger RNA of Sclerotinia borealis F-4128, 618 nucleotides long. The record is from the annotation of a GenBank genome assembly. Lineage: Eukaryota; Fungi; Ascomycota; Leotiomycetes; Helotiales; Sclerotiniaceae.